GCCGGGCGGCCCCGGCGGCGGGGUGAGGUUUAUAAUGGAACUUACAUCUUUGCCUAAAUUUCUUUGGACAAGUGACAACAAGCUUCUGCAUCACCAUUUUCCAGACAUACUGGCUACUGUUCAUACCACACAAGACAUCCCUGAAGAAGUUGUUUUUGGACCAUGCAUGCUCCAGAACACCCUGCUGGACACUGUAGCUUUCAUUGCUCUCAAGUGUUCUGAUAGACGGAACAUCCACUAUGUAUUUAAGGUGGAUGUUACAUCUGUGCACAGUCCCACAGGACUGCCUUGGAUGAGACUCGUACAAGCAGCUGCCGAUAGCAAGGAGCAGAACUUGGAAGCUUACUUAGAAAACAGUCAGUUAUACUAUCGCUCCACCAGGAAAAUCAGCAAAAAUGAGGAACUGCUUGUCUGGUAUGAUGAGGAGCUUUCCAGCCUCUUGGGUUUCAAUGAGAUAAAAGCUCAAAGGCCCCAGAGUGAGUUGAGAUGCCAAGAAUGUGACCGAGUCUUUAAAUGUGAGCAUUCCUAUCUGUCCCAUGUCCGCUUCCUCUGUGUGCCAGAGAAGAGUGCUCUGCUGUGGAGAAACUUCCAGAACCCUAAAACUGAAAAGAGCAGCCUAGCUGAGCAGACCACAAAUUUCCACAGUCUGGCACGGGACCUGGAAGUCAAAAUGACAGCUUGUAAAGAUGAUGCACAUGGUCUUAUUGGAGAAAGGAGAGCAAAAUCUGAAGAGGCUGAGAACAGCAGGAGCAGGAAAACAGUGCUGUUGGAGAAAACCAAUAAUUUGACUGAGGAACGUAACUGUGGGGGCAAGGAAGAGGUUGGGGGAGAGCAUGCAUUGGCUGGUUCUUUCAGGAAGCUUAGUUCAGGGAGGCAGUCAGCUAGGAAGGAUGCUUUAGAGCAGAAGCAGAGUGCUUUCACUGAGGUCAGGAGAAUGAAAGAGAAGCUGAGGAAUGAGAGACUGCAGGAGCCAGAGCAGGAGGAUGUCACUGCCCCACUUGGUAAAGAGCAGGUGCCAAAGGAAGUGUUGCUGAACUCCUCUGGUAGUGCAUUCUCCUUUGUUUGGCCCACCAGAGCUCGAGGAGAACAGAAGAGUGCUUUCAGCAAGCCCAGUAAGUGCGUAAUAGAAAGAGCUGCAGUAAAUUCUUCUCAUCCCAUGAGUGAGUCAACAAAGAGCCUGGGGGAGCUGUCUGGCUUCAUUGCCACCGCAGACAUCAUGUGCUGCAGCAGUCUUCUCAAUUCCAAGUUCUUUGUCAGUGAUUUGUGUAAUGCUCAGAUGCUGCAGACAAGCAUCACUCGGAGCAAUGUUUUCCCAUAUACCUCAGAACCCUGGCUCAAGCAAGCAGGAGGACAGUUACAAAACACCACCACCACCACUUCCUCCUCUUCCUCCUCCUCCUCCUCCUCCUCUUCCUUGACUCUUCUUCCCCCCACCUUCACAUCAUUUGGAGUGGCUGCCCAGAACUGGUGUGCCAAAUGCAACCUGUCCUUUCGCAUGACAUCUGAUUUAGUCUUCCACAUGCGGUCACAUCACAAAAAAGAAUACUCCUCUAGUGAAUCCCAGUGCAAGAGGAGACGAGAGGAGAAGCUGACAUGCCCCAUUUGCCAUGAGUACUUCCGAGAGCGCCAUCAUUUAUCCCGGCACAUGACUUCUCAUAAUUAGAGCUAUGAAGACAGAUGUCACCAUGGGACCGGGCAGGUUGGAUGAAGAAGGGAAUGAUAGUUCACUUAAAUCCAUUUCUUUUUGAGUUUACAUUCAUUUCUUUCAGGAAAUCACUGUUUACAAUAAUUUGUAAUAGAUGCUUUGUGAAAAAAAUAUAAAAUGUUUACAAGAGUCUGAGUGGGUUUUAAGUUUUGAAAACUCAACCUAGCCCUUAUUAAUCUAUUUUUGAGGAAAUAAAAUAGUGAAAUGAA
Lonchura striata (white-rumped munia) is the source of this 1914-nucleotide messenger RNA. It is a transcript of the gene ZNF488, whose product is annotated as zinc finger protein 488. Gene Ontology annotation, biological process: regulation of DNA-templated transcription; oligodendrocyte development. Lineage: Eukaryota; Metazoa; Chordata; Aves; Passeriformes; Estrildidae. Gene Ontology annotation, molecular function: protein binding. The record is from RefSeq and is a predicted model, not a curated record. Gene Ontology annotation, cellular component: nucleus.